AUGGUUGCUGCUACUGCGGCCCCUGCUUUUCUUCUGUCCCUUAACACAACAUUUAACAGGGACUUCUUUUUUUUUUUACUUACUCAUAUCCAAACCAAAAAACAUUCUUCCAUCAUAAAACAAAUCAAAACAGUAGUGUUCGAUACAAGUUUAAGAGACAAAUGCGGGACAGCCCGCCUCCCUCUCUCUCCCGCACACACACAGUGUUGGGGGCACGGCCCUUGGUCGUCUAGUCGAAGGCAAUUAAUCACAACCCUUGAAGCCGCUGCGAUCGGACGCCUUCCCUCAACAAUGCUCUUGUUAAAUCCUGACUGUUAUCCUGGCCUGAACAUGACCGAACGUCACCAGAGGGAUGACUUCAGUCUGUGGCCUGGAGUACAGGCAACCAAUGCAGACAUGUCGAACCAGAAUACUAGUGCAGAUGUUUACAAGUGGAAAAAUAGUAAUCACCACAUGUCUACAGAUUAUAGGGAAGUGCCAUGGCAUUCUGGGUACCCUGACAUACGUCCUGCCUCAGCCACCCAGAAAAUGGACUCACCACCUCACAAACGUGGUGCCACUGCCCCUAGAUCACCUAGCUUACCACAUUGGGACAUACAGACAUAUCAUUCCUACAAGCCUCUGUGGAGGAAAGCAUGUGCUGGUCAAAUAGAUGAUCACUUAGGUGCAUAUGAAGAUAAUCUUAAUCAGGAUAAUAUGAAUCGGGUUCAAGAUUUGCGUCCGAAUACUCAGAGCAACGGAGGCUAUCGGACUGCCCAUGUUGGCUCAACCACUCCAGCCACCAAUGCCCCUUUGGUGGUGCCUCAACCUGUUAAACCAACAAAAGCUGCUAAAACUUACCAGUGCAAGAUGUGUGACCAGGUGUUUACAACCAAGUCGGACAUGCUGAUCCACUGCCAACAAAUCCACAAGCAGGAUCCGAAGCCGUACAAGUGUCCCACAUGUUUGAAGUGCUUUGCCAACUCAUCAUAUUUGUCUCAGCAUGCGCGUAUCCACUCGGGCAUCAAGCCAUACCGCUGUGAGAUCUGUGAGCGUAAGUUCACACAGCUGUCGCACCUGCAGCAACAUAUCCGCACCCAUACUGGGGAGAAACCAUAUAAAUGCUUACACCCGGGAUGUGGCAAGGCAUUCUCACAGCUCUCCAACCUGCAGUCCCACUCACGCUCUCACAUGACCGACAAGCCAUACCGCUGCAACUCCUGCUACAAGUGCUAUGCUGACGAGGCCAGUCUGAGGGAGCAUAUUCCCAAACACUCGGACACAAAACAUUUAAAAACACAUAUAUGUCGUAUAUGUGGAAAAUCCUACACUCAAGAGACUUAUUUAACCAGACACAUGGCCAAACAUUCGCAGGAUAACUCGAAUAAAGUUUCUCCUCGUCCCAUUAUCAAACAAGAACCAGACCAUUCCAGUGACGAGUAUGGAAGAUCAGAUCGCCAGCCAGAUAAUACAACUGGUUCUUGUGGGAAGGUUUCUUCAGCAUUCAUGCCAAUCCCACACCAGUUUGGUAGCCCUGUCCCCAGUAGCACGACGGCUUCCACAUAUCCAUAUGGCUCAAGUUUAGGGGCCAAUAGUCUAAGUUCACCUUUGCCCCACAUUUCGUCAAUGACUUCACCACGAUACUUUCCUUACGAUCCUUUGGGAUUUAGAAAGUCUGACCCUCCAGAAAGGAAUUUGAAUGUGGGUAUGUCAUCAAGAGACAGUAUGCUUGCAAACAGUCUGCUCAGUCUACAACAUAUAAAGAACUAUGCAUCGCAACAGAUGCCAUCAUUCACGCCAACCUGUUCUGGUGGAGGUUCCAGAUUAACAUGA
Molecule: messenger RNA, 1812 nt
Organism: Acanthosepion pharaonis
Lineage: Eukaryota; Metazoa; Mollusca; Cephalopoda; Sepiida; Sepiidae
Source: the annotation of a GenBank genome assembly